This is a messenger RNA of Cynocephalus volans (Philippine flying lemur), 6793 nucleotides long. RefSeq names its product zinc finger protein 862 (gene ZNF862). Lineage: Eukaryota; Metazoa; Chordata; Mammalia; Dermoptera; Cynocephalidae. Bases 1 to 3753 code for a protein of 1250 amino acids. The transcript has 9 exons. The record is from RefSeq and is a predicted model, not a curated record. Gene Ontology annotation, molecular function: protein dimerization activity. Gene Ontology annotation, biological process: regulation of DNA-templated transcription.
AUGUUCGGCGUCCAAUCAGGACCCCGCAUUCGGGAGCCAAUCUCCCCUCUGCGCCGUCUCGGCUUCGCGAGCGCCACCGCCCAACGACGUGGGAGAGCAAAGUUCCCGGGCCGCGCUUCCUCCCAGCCGGGGCGCCGUCCCCUUCCGGGAGCCCGGGUCCCCAAGGUGGUCGUGGCGGCGGCGUCCUCAGGCCAGGCCGCGGGGGGAGGGGGCGGCCUGGAGGCAGUGGCGGGGUCAGCACGGGCCACCGAAAGCGGGGCCAUGGAGCCCGGGGAGUCGGGGAAGGCUCCUGUGACGUUUGAUGACAUCACGGUGUACCUGCUCCAGGAGGAGUGGAUGCUGCUGAGUCAGCAGCAGCAGGAGAUCUGUGGUUCCAACAAGCUGGUGGCACCGCUGGGACCAACUGUUGCCAACCCUGAGCUGUUCUGUAAGUUUGGUCGAGGGUCAGAGCCAUGGCUAGGCAACAUCCAGGGCCAGAGGAGCCUCCUGGACCAUCUCCCAGGAAAGAACCAGAUGGGCUACAUGGAAGAAAUGGGUGUGCAAAGUCCUGCCAGAGAGAGCGGAUUUUACCUGCCGCCUCAGAAGAAAGCCUGUCUUUCCCACUUCAAUAUGGAGAGUGGCAAUGUCGAGGGAGUCUGGACAGGAAGAAGCAAGAAACCCCUGAAGCCCCGGUCUAUCCAGAAGUCAUGGUUUGCACAGUUUCCGUGGUUGAUCGUGAACGAGGACCAGACAGCUCUGUUUUGCUCUGCUUGCCGAGAAUACCCAUCUGUCAGGGACAAACGGUCCAGACUAAUAGAAGGUUACACUGGACCAUUCAAGGUGGAGACUCUCAAGUACCAUGCCAAGAGCAAAGCUCACAUGUUCUGUGUCAAUGCCUUGGCGGCUCGGGACCCCAUCUGGGCCUCCCGGCUCCAGAGUGUCAGAGAUGUGUCUGGAGAUGCACUGGCCAGCCCGGAGCACCUCUUCACUGCAGAGUAUCCCAUAUUCUACCCCCCAGGACCUCUGGGAGAGUUUGAUAACAUGGCCAAGCUCCAGCCAAGCUCAAGAACUGAACUGGAGGACCCUGGGGGGAAUGGAACAAUUCCUGCCUUGUAUCUAGACUGCAUUUCAGAUUGGAAGCAAAAAGAAAUUGCUGAUGACAUCCACAGCUCUUCAAACAAGAACAUUUUAUGUGAUGAUGCUCUUGAAUGUUGCAAUCAGGACCCUUAUGAAGAGGGGCUGUUGGAGGAGGUUCCAGUGGUGUUUGAGGAGCUCCCAGUGGUGUUUGAGGAUGUGGCAUUGUAUUUCACCCAGGAGGAGUGGGGCAUGCUAGACAAGCGACAGAAGGAGCUGUACCAAGAUGUGAUGCGGAUGAAUUAUGAGCUGUUGGCAUCCCUGGGGCCUGCUGCCGCCAAACCAGACUUGAUCUCAAAACUGGAACGGAGAGCUGCACCCUGGAUCAAGGACCCAAGUGGGCCAAAGUGGGGGAAAGGUCAUCCUUCAGGGAAAAAGAAAAUGGUGGAAGUAAGAGAGGGAGACACACAAGCCUCGGCUGUAGAAUCUGCGCUACUUCCAACUCCUUCCGUGGAGACAUGUACUGCCUACUGCAGUUCCAGCAUUUGUGAAAUAGAAGUAGAUGGACCUAGGAAACUCAAGAGGACUUACAGACCCCGUUCAAUUCAGAGGUCAUGGUUUGGGCAGUUCCCAUGGUUAGUUAUUGACCCAAAAGAGACCAAGCUCUUCUGCUCAGCUUGUAAGGAAAGACCUAAUCUCCACGACAAAUCAUCUCGGUUAGUCAGAGGUUAUACUGGGCCUUUUAAAGUGGAGACUUUAAAAUACCACGAAGUCAGCAAAGCACACAAGCUCUGUGUCAACACUGUUGAAAUCAAGGAAGACACCCCUCAGACUGCCCUAGUCCCAGAGAUCUCCAGCGACCUCAUGGCAAACAUGGAACACUUUUUCAAUGCUGCCUACUCCAUCGCGUACCACUCGAGGCCCCUGAAUGACUUUGAGAAGAUCCUGCAACUCCUCCAGAGCACUGGGACCAUGAUUUUAGGUAAAUACCGAAAUCGCACGGCAUGCACGCAGUUCAUCAAAUACAUCUCCGAGACUCUGAAGAAAGAGAUCCUUGACGAUAUCCGGAAAUCCCCCUGCAUGAGUGUGCUGUUGGACAGCUCCACGGACACCACCGAACAGUCAUGCGUGGGGAUUUACAUCCGCUACUUAAAGAAGAUGGAGGUGAAAGAGUCCUAUAUCACUCUGGCCCCUCUCUAUAGUGAGACUGUGGAUGGAUACUUUGAGACCAUCAUCUCUGCCCUGGAUGAGCUGGACAUCCCUUUCCGGAAGCCAGGCUGGGUGGUGGGCCUGGGAACCGACGGCUCAGCCAUACUGAGCUGCAGAGGUGGCCUUGUGGAAAAGUUCCAGGAGAUCAUCCCCCGGCUGCUGCCUGUGCACUGUGUGGCUCACCGGCUGCACCUGGCUGUGGUGGACGCAUGCGGGAGCAUCGACCUGGUGAAAAAGUGUGACCGGCACAUCCGAACUGUCUUCAAGUUUUAUCAGUCAUCAAACAAAAGGCUGAAUGAGCUACAGGCAGGCGCAGCUGCUCUGGAGCAGGAGAUUGUCCGUCUGAAGGACCUGAAUGCCAUCAGCUGGGUGGCCAGUAAGAGACGCACGCUAAACGCACUCGUCGCAAGCUGGCCUGCCCUGGCCAGGCACCUCCAGAGUGUGGCAGAGGCAGGUGGCCAGAGUGGGCACAGGGCCAAGGGCAUGCUGAAGCUGAUGAAGGGCUUCCAUUUCAUCAAGUUCUGCCACUUCCUUUUGGAUUUCCUGAGCAUCUAUAGGCCUUUGUCUGAGGUGUGCCAGAAGGAGAUCGUGCUGAUCACAGAGGUGACCUCCACGCUGGCACGGGCCUACGUUGCACUGGAGACCCUCCGCUACCAGGCAGGGCCCAAAGAGGAAGAGUUCAAUGCUAGCUUCAAGGAUGGGCAGCUCCAUGGCAUCUUCUUGGAGAGAAUGGAGAUGGCAGAACAGCGGUUCCAGGCAGACAGGGAGAGAGUGAUCCUGACAGGCAUCGAGUACCUGCAGCAGAGGUUUGACAUGGCCCGUCCUCCGCAGCUCAGGAACAUGGAGGUGUUUGACACCGUGGCCUGGCCAAGUGGGAUUGAACUUCGCAGUUUUGGGAAUGAUGAUAUUCUCACCCUCGCCAGGUAUUUUGAGCUCUCCCUCCCCUCGGGAUACAGUGAGGAAGCCCUGCUGCAGGAGUGGCUGGGCCUGAAAGCCAUCGCCCAGCACCUGCCAUUCUCCAUGCUGUGCAAGAACGCCCUGGCCCAGCACUACCGCUUCCCCCUGCUGAGCAAGCUCCUGGCUGUGGUGGUCUGUGUGCCCAUCUCCACCUCCUGCUGUGGACGAGGGUUCAAGGCUAUGAACCGGAUCAGGACCGAUGAGAGGACCAAGCUCUCCAAUGAGGUGCUCAACAUGCUCAUGAUGACAGCAGUGAAUGGCGUAGCUGUCACAGAGUACAACCCCCAGCCCGCCAUCCAGCACUGGUACCUAACCUCCUCAGGCCGGCGGUUUAGCCACGUGUAUGCCUGUGCCCAGGUGCCAGCCCGCUCCCACACAAGUGUGGCACUCAGGAAGGAGGAGAUGGGCACACUGUACACGGAGGGGUCCGUGACCCAGGAGCUGGCCAUCCCGCCCUCCAGGGAUGGCAUCAUGGAGCCUCCCAAGAGAUUCCUAUACCCCUGCCCCAGCCGUGAGGCCCCCAAGCUGUCCUGAGGGAGAGGAGUCCUUGGGACUUCCUUGGAGACCCCCAUGGGGCCCUGCCCUGUGAUCAUGGAGAUACCUGCAGAGUCUAGGCUGCCCUGGAAUCUUCCUUUGGUGGGUAGAGAUGCACUCUAAGCACAGGGACUGGGCAGUGACAAGACAGUGGAAGCCUGCGUCCCAGGGGACAGGGGAACUAGGAGGCAACAGCUCCUCACUGGUGCCCUCUUAGCACAGCAUGCCUCACUGCACUGAAUCUGCCAGAAAGCUUCCAUCUCCAGCUCAUUCUUAAGGGGCUGCAGAAAUAAUCUCAUCUUGAAAGAUUUCACCCCAUGUUCUGGUGGCAAGAGGACUUUUCUAAGGUGGGAGACUGUUGGAGGUAGGAGCUUAACGGAGCACCCCAGCCCUCUGGAUGUCCCUGAGUGGCCAGGGGGAAAGGCCACUUUGUUAGGGGGAGAGGAUGACCAUGUUCCAGGGACAGCUGGCCUGGCUUGAAAGCUCCUGGGAAUGAUUGUUCUGUGACCUCUCAUCUGGCUCCUGCAGCAGAAGCAGGGAGGCCUCCAUCAGGUGGGGAAGUCACAUCUGAGAAUAUCUCUGCCUCCUCCUGAGGCUUCCUCUAGGAUGAAACAAAAACGCUGCACAAAGCAGCCCACCCAAGAAAGGUUGUCUUCCUGCAGCUCCCGAACGGGGGGAUACUUCCUUUUCCUGGAAGGGAGUCUCAUGGUCCCUGCCCUGGAGCACAUGUCUUUGCCCUGCUUCAUGCCAAGCCCACUUUCCUAAGCAGUGGACGGCACCAAGUCUGGAGCUAGGAGGCCUGGAUUCAGCCCUGGCUCUGCUGCAGAAAGUGGUUUAACCAUGAUUAAUCCCUUCCUCAUUCUGCGCCCCAGUUUUUCCCUCUUCACGAAGUGGCAGCAGAGAAUCCAAAACUGCCUGCUGGUUCCCGUCUGCCAUAGGAUUAGUGAGUGAGAGCCUCGAGCUCCUUGAUACAAAGAUCUCAGCCCGCAUAGUGUGGACUCAGCUGCCUCAGCCCCUGUCCUUGUCCUUAGGAGGACAGGCAUGAAUUUUGCCACUAAAGUCCUUAUUUUGGGAAGAGGUGUUCUCCAGAUGUACCAUCCACAUGACAGUGUAGUCCACUCUUCUCCAAAUUGCGCUGGGGACCCUCUGCAUCGAAUAGGUAGGGCUGCUUUUUAAAUAUUCUCCACUCCAGACAUGCGGAAUUAAAUCCCCCAGGCUAGGGCUCAGUGAUUGGCUGUUUUUAACAAGCUCUCUCCCAGGAACUUCCUCAGUGCUCUCCACUUUAAGAACCACGACCCUCAAGGCACAGAAGGGCUUCCGGCACUACUUCUGAGGUGCCCAAUCCCCUGGCCCCAGCUUCCUUUUCAACCUAAAGUAGAGCACUUUUCCUUCCAGAGGCAGCCUUGUCUUGUCAGGCUCAGUAGACUACUUGUCCGGAUGGGGAUGAUUUUGUCUAGGCUCUGCCUUCCUUAACCACAGUGGGAAGUAAGGAAUGUUGGAGGGGCUUCUCUGCCCUGCCUUGCCCUCAUUUUACAUGGCAGGAUGUGGUGCUCCAUCUGGACCUUGCUUGCUCCUCAUCUGCAGCCGGUUCCCUGCUCUGUGCUGCAAGUCCAUGUGGUUGGUCCCCUUAACCAGUAGUCUGCCCACUUCCCCUUCCCAGAAGGUGCCGGAAGCUCCUGAUAUGCUGGCAUCCAGCACCUCAACAUAUCUCAGAUGCCCAUGGCGUCACCCACCCUUAGUACUUAGCCUUGGCGACAUUGCUUUUCUAUCUUGUUCAGCUCUAGUUAGGAAUUCCUGUCUCACUUUCUGCCUUUAACUCGUGGAAGUGUCUCCCAGCCCUGUCGGCCUGGAAGUCUGAGGGCUACCAGAGGCCUUUAGAGCUGGAGCUCUGCGAGGUGUUACUAUCCACAUGGCCAAGAUGGAGCACAGGCCUCCCUCUCCCAUUCGCAGAAGUUUCUAUGGGAGUUCAGGAAUUUGCCCCAGAUCAAGUGCUGUGGGUGUGAAUAGGUGGAAUGGAAGAGAGCAGGGCCUUUUAAAGUGGGGUUAUAGCUCCCACCCAUUCCAUACUGAGGUGAUGUUUCAGCAAAUUCCCUUCCCAGCAUCUUCCGUCCUCUAAGAAACCCUCAGAGCAAGUGGCCAGUCCUGUGAGCAGCGUGCGUGAAGGUGUCUGUGGGAGCAGUUCUAGGAGCUGGCCGGGAAGCCGGGUGAGGAAGCACCCUGCCCUCUCCAUAUCAGUGUGCUCGGAUGCCAUCAAUGCCUUCCUCAGAUAGACAGAAAGUGGAUCCCCUCGGUGCAGGGCAACUGAAAAUGCUAUUUACCAUAGGUAUUUGCCUGACCCAGGUUUCUCGAUGGGUGCGUGCAUGUUCCAGCUCCCCUCUCUCAGCUAAAGGCAGAGAAGAAAGAAUACUGACCUUUUUGCUCAGCACCCCCGGUGGAAACAUGGUGAGUGUCCUUACUACCCAUUGCCCAGGCUGGCUUCUGUUUUGCUUUGCCAGGCUAACUGUGUUCAGACCCCAGAGCCUGGGGACCUCCUUGUUGGAGCUGCUUCCUAUUUUUGCCUCACAAGAACAUAAGCUGAAGGGCACUGGGGGUAGUAGGGGCAAGCACUUGCCCUUUGGCCAGAGUCCUAGCCGUGGCCUCCACCCCUUCCCUACCUGUAAUGGUGGUAGCGCCCUGGCAUUUCUCUCUCCCUCCCUCUCCCUGACGACUGAUGCCUGGGUCUGAUGUUCCCAGUAACCAGCAUUAGAACUGACAGUGUGAUUUCAAUAGCCAUAGAGGGGGACUCAGCCCCCAUCCUGGCCAGGUACCUUAGCGAGUGUGACCUCACUCCAGACCUUUGCCUCUCCCUCCUGCAAAGGGUGUGUUCUUAGGGUGCUAAAUACCUAUCAGGACAGUGCCAAGGUGGGCUGGUUCUCUCACUUAAGUGUCUGCUUAGCCUAAGAACACUAAGGGUGACUGGCCCAGCGACAUUUUUUCCUCUGGUUUCAAAGAUGUGCAAAUACUAUGUUUGAUUCUUAACCUUUUGCUAUCAAUAAAAUAU